Molecule: messenger RNA, 1896 nt
Organism: Daldinia caldariorum
Lineage: Eukaryota; Fungi; Ascomycota; Sordariomycetes; Xylariales; Hypoxylaceae
Exons: 3
Coding region: 745-1167 (140 amino acids)
Source: RefSeq, a predicted model, not a curated record
GUACAAUACCUACCUGACCUGCAUCUAUCUACCUACAUCUCUACUGCUAAGGUACCUUCACCCACUAUACAGUAAGGUUAGGUACUGUAUCAUUUGCUCAUUCGCAGCCCAUUCUUAGCCCACUUUGCCCGCCUGCCUUUACUUCAGAUUACCUACAUACAUAUACAUCCAUACCUACCAUUGCACGGGCAGCACGGGCAGCACGGGCAGCACUACAUGUACCAAAGACCGUUCCCGCAUCAAUGCAGGCGCAGACGCUGUCCGACUUUUCUACCUCUCUAUUUCUCUACCGUACAUUAGGACUGUACAUCAAGACUGUACAAAACAUCGUACCUCAUUCGUACAUUAAUUAGGUACCUCAAUACGGAGUAGACUCCCUGUAGGCUCUAGCCUCUCAUCUUCCCUCAACCACCUGACUUCGAUCUCUUCUUUUUCGUCCUUUUUCCACCUUGCGAAUAUUACCCAUUUCUCCCAAACAUCACUUCUUUUUACCUCGUCAUUGCUUGCUUUACAGAGUAAACGUGGAAAUUAAUUUCCUUUCCUUUUCCCUCUUAACUCUCUGGCAUAAUCACUUGUUACUCCUCGCGGGGAGUUUUGGCUUUGGCCUCGCUAUUUAUUAUCAUCCCGGCUCCAUAGCGCCCCCUCUCUCCGUGUCCAAAUAACACCUCUGCUAAUCGGGUCUCCCGAGAGUCUUCCUAAGAGUCUUCGGUAGAGAAGAGAGAAGAACUGUCUUGUGGUUUUAUAAUGAUGGCGUCUAAAACAAUUGCUAUUCCGGCUGUCCGAUCUUCGGCUACAGCCUACAGCCAAUCUCCCAAGGCUACUACUAGCAGCUCAUCUUCCUCAUAUUCAAGCUCUCCGCAAACCCCUAGUCCUAGUGAAGCGUCGUCAGUGCAGUCCGCAAGCAAACCGAAAUCAACCCACCACCGUCGACCUAGUUUAUUGAGCUCCGCCUUUUGCAAGGACGAGUGCACCGUUAUCAACAUCGGAGACCCUGAUGGGGCACCUCGAUUGAUCUCGUACCUCGCCUCGAGUCAAGGCUUCGCAUGGAACCCCGAGCUGUUCGUCCCCUCGUACGUCGAAUGCGAUUAUAUACCCCUAGAGAACCGUAGGGAGCCUGUACAUGAGAUUCGACUUAGUGACGAAGAGAUCAAGGGGAUGCUACCAUAACUGGCAACCCCGUCUAGAGGCCCGCUACGGGAUUUGUCUUUAGCGUCACUACAAUCGAUCUCACGGAGCGUCGUUUCUUCCUAGAUACACAUAACCCUCGCGAGGAUACCUUUGCCAUUUUCACGAAUACUUCGGCGUCUGGAUUCAGGCUAUAUCAUUGCCUGGAUGGAUUGUGGAUAUCAAUCUCGGCAUUUUCCUAUUGCGCGGCGCGGCUUGGAGGAACCAACAUCAUACAUAGUACAUUGACUUGGACGGAUAGGAAUAUUGUUACAUGGGAUGCCCACGCCCGGAGGGCCUAGGAGUUUCUCGUGGGUACUGUAUGAUUACAUGAAGGUUACAUGAAUGCCCUCAAAAGGGGGCUGGCGUUGGUAUUCCCUGGUUGCUCUUGAUUUUAUUGGGCCGACUCUUUUCUCUCUACUUUUCUCUCUACCUUUCCUCCUCGUUUUCGGCUAAGCAAUAGGUUAUUGUUGGUAGAUAAGGGCGUUACUUUCUCAACUUCGUAGGUAAUAGAAAGAUUGCAUUUAUUAGGCACUUGUGGCUAUCGCGCUAGGAAGUGAUUUCAAUGCUUCUCUACCUAAUCUAACCUAACCUAAUUUUUUAUAUCGUACCCUAUUCGCAUUCAAGAGAGGAUAUCUGCAGACCAGUACUUGCAUUGAAAGGGUUAACUGCAUAGGUACCCACGGUAAUACGUAGGGGCUUAGAUAGAGUUGCAGAUGCCGAAGUUGUAAC